Chelonoidis abingdonii (Abingdon island giant tortoise) is the source of this 1920-nucleotide messenger RNA. The record is from RefSeq and is a predicted model, not a curated record. Lineage: Eukaryota; Metazoa; Chordata; Testudines; Testudinidae.
GGGAGGAGGCGUUGAGCGCGUCCCUGUGCCGCCUCAUGUGUGCCCUGGCCGGGGAGCAGGAAAGGAGCCUCCGGCGGUGGCAACCAUGUCUGAGAAUGGCGCCUCCGCUCCCCCCGUCCCCAACGGCGAGUGCCCCGCGCGGCCGCCCGGCAACAAGGUGACCGUAGUGCUGGGGGCCCAGUGGGGCGACGAGGGCAAGGGCAAGCUGGUGGAUCUGCUGGCGCAGGACGCGGACAUCGUCUGCAGGUGCCAGAUUUCAGCUGGAAUGACCACUUCAAUAUGCUGGCAAAGGAGCUAUAAAGAGAAAAAUGAAUCAAGAGACAUAAUGUGUCCAAAUUCCAAUGACUUUGGAAAAAAUGUAAUCAUAGUGUCCAAAGUUCUGUCUCAAAGAUAUCCAGGAAAUGGUGUGGUGAUUCACUUGCCAGGACUGUUUGAAGAAGCAGAGAAAAAUGUAAAAAAAGGAAAAGGACUAGAAGGCUGGGAGAAACGAUUAAUAAUUUCCGACAGAGCUCAUAUUGUAUUUGACUUUCAUCAGGCUGCUGAUGGCAUUCAAGAACAACAAAGACAAGAGCAAGCAGGAAAGAACUUGGGAACGACCAAAAAAGGGAUUGGUCCAGUGUAUUCUUCAAAAGCAGCUCGAAGUGGGCUCAGAAUGUGUGAUCUUGUUUCAGAUUUCGGUGAAUUUUCGGAGAGGUUCAAAGUGUUAGCUAAUCAGUACAAAGCUAUAUAUCCAACCUUAGAGAUAGAUCUUGAAGGGGAAUUGAAAAAACUCAAGGGCUACAUAGAAAGGAUUAAACCAAUGGUGAGGGAUGGUGUUUAUUUCAUACAUGAGGCUCUACAUGGACCACCAAAGAAAAUCUUAGUAGAAGGUGCAAAUGCAGCAUUACUGGACAUUGAUUUUGGGACGUAUCCUUUUGUGACCUCUUCGAAUUGUACAGUUGGAGGCGUUUGCACAGGUUUGGGCAUGCCGCCUCAGAAUGUUGGGGAAGUAUAUGGAGUUGUAAAAGUAUAUACAACUAGAGUUGGAAUCGGUGCCUUUCCCACAGAACAAGAUAAUGUAAGCAUUACUCAUAUGAUCAACAAAUUGGCUGUUAUGAAAUUGGAUAUCUUGGAUGCAUUUCCAGAAAUCAAAGUUGGAGUUGCUUACAUACUAAAUGGUGAAAUCAUACCUCAUUUUCCUGCGAACCACGAAGUCUUAAAUAAAGUAGAGGUUCAGUAUGAGACAUUCCCAGGAUGGGACACAGACAUAUCGAAUGCAAGAACAUUUGAUGAACUGCCUGUAAAUGCACAGAACUAUGUUCGCUUUAUAGAAAUGGAGCUUGGCAUUCCUGUUAAAUGGAUUGGAGUAGGGAAAUCCAGAGAGUCAAUGAUCCAGAUGUUUUAAAGAUUUCAGAUGCGUGGAAGAAAGCACACUCCUCAGUAAGACUGUUUAGUCUUACAUGUAUUAUUAGUAGCCUACAAAGUGAAGAUGUUGGAAGGAUAGAUCUUGCAUAGAAAGAGAUGUUAGAGUUGGUCUCUCAAACUGAUUGCUACUCCUGAAAGACUUUGACCUCUACCUAUAUCAGCUCUCUAUCCAACUGGCAAUAUCUCCAGGACACUUUCCAUUACUGUUAUACAUGGUGCCACCAGACUUUUUUCUUUAUCAUCUAGUAUUUACUUCAUAACAUAAUCCUUGAUGUCUGAAAAUGGAAGGUAACAUUAUUUUCCUGACUCUGUCUUGAUUGUCGUAUCGAUGCUUCUGGCGGUGUUACUUCCCUGAAAUCUUAACCAGUAAAAAUAAUGCAGUUUUGCACAAAUGGUUUUACAUCCUCAUUAUUUGUACUCCUAAAUAUGUUGUAUUCUUUAUGGCUGCUGUUGUAGUGAGUGAUUAAAGAGGGAUUCUGAUGAUUUUAUAAUGCUAUAAACAUUGUCUAAACUGUG